UGAGGAGGGACGAACAUUGGAACCAUUUUUGGGGAUCUGUCGUAACUCCCCAACGGCUGCAAAGCGGCAGGUUGCCGAUCCAGGGUUCCCUGGGCGCUGCUGCCGUGAGUCCUUGGACAGGUGUGGCCUUCCCUCCGCAGCCACCCUGGACGGAGGCAUGGGGCUGCUGCUGCCCAUGCAGGAGAAGACCUACCGGCGCCUCCUCAUGCUGCAGAACGCCCUGACCUCCAUGCUGCCCCACCACGCUGGCCUCAACCCCCGGGCCUUCAGGAUGCUGCACGUUGACCGACGCAUCCUGCAAAACGCCGUCCGUAACAUCCUCGACGGGGAGCUGCUCAACCGCUACCUCUACCUCAGCACCAUGGAGCGCAGCGAGCUGGCCAAGAAAAUCGGCACCACGCCGGACAUU
Notechis scutatus (mainland tiger snake) is the source of this 409-nucleotide messenger RNA. Lineage: Eukaryota; Metazoa; Chordata; Lepidosauria; Squamata; Elapidae. The record is from RefSeq and is a predicted model, not a curated record.